Myotis brandtii (Brandt's bat) is the source of this 3195-nucleotide messenger RNA. It is a transcript of the gene ONECUT2, whose product is annotated as one cut homeobox 2. Lineage: Eukaryota; Metazoa; Chordata; Mammalia; Chiroptera; Vespertilionidae. The transcript has 2 exons. Bases 1 to 1206 code for a protein of 401 amino acids. Gene Ontology annotation, cellular component: nucleus. Gene Ontology annotation, molecular function: DNA-binding transcription factor activity, RNA polymerase II-specific; RNA polymerase II cis-regulatory region sequence-specific DNA binding. Gene Ontology annotation, biological process: regulation of transcription by RNA polymerase II. The record is from RefSeq and is a predicted model, not a curated record.
AUGGUCACUAGCAUGGCCUCGAUCCUGGACGGCGGCGACUACCGGCCCGAGCUCUCUAUCCCGCUCCAUCACGCCAUGAGCAUGUCCUGCGACUCGUCUCCGCCCGGGAUGGGCAUGAGCAACACCUACACCACGUUGACGCCGCUCCAGCCGCUGCCGCCCAUCUCCACCGUGUCGGACAAGUUCCACCACCCGCACCCUCACCACCACCACCCACACCACCAUCACCACCACCACCACCACCAGCGCCUGUCGGGCAACGUCAGCGGCAGCUUCACCCUCAUGCGCGAUGAACGUGGGCUCCCGGCCAUGAACAACCUCUACAGCCCCUACAAGGAGAUGCCGGGCAUGAGCCAGAGCCUGUCCCCGCUGGGCGCCACGCCGUUGGGCAACGGGCUGGGUGGCCUCCACAACGCGCAGCAGAGCCUGCCCAACUACGGGCCGCCGGGCCACGACAAAAUGCUCAGCCCCAACUUCGACGCGCACCACACUGCCAUGCUGACCCGCGGUGAGCAGCACCUGUCCCGGGGCCUGGGCACCCCGCCCGCGGCCAUGAUGUCGCACCUCAAUGGCCUGCACCACCCGGGUCACGCUCAGUCCCACGGGCCAGUGCUGGCACCCAGCCGCGAACGUCCACCCUCGUCCUCGUCGGGCUCGCAGGUGGCCACAUCUGGCCAGCUGGAGGAGAUCAACACCAAAGAGGUGGCCCAGCGCAUCACCGCCGAGCUGAAGCGCUACAGCAUUCCGCAGGCGAUCUUCGCGCAGAGGGUGCUGUGCCGGUCUCAGGGGACUCUCUCCGACCUGCUCCGGAACCCAAAGCCGUGGAGUAAACUCAAAUCUGGCAGGGAGACCUUCCGCAGGAUGUGGAAGUGGCUGCAGGAGCCGGAGUUCCAGCGCAUGUCCGCCUUACGCCUGGCAGCAUGCAAACGCAAAGAGCAAGAACCAAACAAAGACAGGAACAAUUCCCAGAAGAAAUCCCGCCUGGUGUUCACUGACCUCCAACGCCGAACACUCUUCGCCAUCUUCAAGGAAAACAAACGCCCAUCAAAAGAGAUGCAGAUCACCAUUUCCCAGCAGCUGGGCCUGGAGCUCACAACCGUCAGCAACUUCUUCAUGAACGCCCGGCGCCGUAGCCUGGAGAAGUGGCAGGACGACCUGAGCACCGGGGGCGCCUCGUCCACCUCCAGCACUUGUACCAAAGCCUGAUGGAAGGACUCUCAGUUGGGCACAAGUCAUUUCCAAACGAGUAAAACACAUACCAAAAGAAAACACAAAGGAAAAAGACACUGGAUUCUUAGCUGGGGCCCUUCACUGGUGAUUUGAAAGCACAAUUCUCUUGGAAAGAAACUUCUAGCUGUAAUCAUAGGCCAGGUGUUCUUUUUUGUUUUGUUUUUUAAUGGCUAUGGAGCCCAAGUGAAAGCUGACAAUGAAUCUCUUUGAACCGGACUUUGUCCUCUGAGCAUGCUGAGCAUCUCAGAAACCCAAAUGGGGCCUUCCUGGAGCAAGUUCAUUUCAGUGUAGUGUCAACCAAGCUCAGGAUUGCUUAAAAUGUCAACAGCCCCACUUGGGGGUUUUUCAACCUCUUGCAGUCAGAGUUCUCACAAGUAACCGUGGGAAUUCCGCCUGAGUUUGGGCUCCCAAGAUGCUACUUUAAGAGAAGACUCUAGCAACCAGAAUGACCUCAUUUGAUUUCCAAGUGCUUAGCCACAUCACACCACAUACACCAAAGUUCACAGCCAUAAUAUAAAAAACAUCAGAUAUGAUAAUUACUGAGCACAAGUAUUAAAUAUGAAGUUAAAAACAAACAAACAAACCCAAGGACCUGUUUUUCCAACUCAGGCAUCUUUUCAUUGAAUGGUUUUGAAAGAUUUAAGUUGGUCCAGUUUACAAUUUUCUUUUCUUUACCUCCUGGAAAUCUAAUAUGGUCUUGGAUCCAUCAAAACAACAAAUCAGUUCACUUGAGCUCAAAGUAUCAAGCACAACAAAGAUAAACAGAGAAGAAAGGAAGGUUUUGGAUUCACCACCUCUGGAUUUUCAAGACACCGAUUGGGAAGUCAUUAGGAAUCAUUGGGAAUAAGGCUUCAAGCACAUUUUGCAGUUUGCUACAAAUUCUGUUUGUACAUAAUGCAGACGCACACUCAGGAGGCCACUUUAACUGUUAUGGUACAUGGAGCAAACGCAGCAUUUUAAAAGAUCUAGAUUUUUUUAGAUCAUUAAUGUGUCCUUCUUGGUUGUUAGUCACCUGGUUCCUCCUAUUGUGCAUUCUGACCACCACGUAACUCAUUCUCACUCUUUCAGAUUUGGGUUGUUCUCUCGUCCCUCCCAUUGGUAGGGAUGUUUUCAGUGUUUUCUUACAAGAAAAAGAUAAUAAUUCAAACCGCCAUACAUGUUAUGCAUCUAGUCCUAAACCUCUUCCAUUGUUAAGUUGUCCUAGAAAAACAGCUGAAUAAAACUGGAGAAAACACAGCACACCAAAGAAGCAGAAUACUGCAAACCAAAGACGUUUAUUACUUGCCAUUUUCUAGCCUAAAUAUACUGUGAUUACUUUUAGAAAUCAGAAAACCUCUGCAACUCCAAAUGGCAUUCAGCUCUUGCAUUUGGCUCACCAUCAGGCUGAGCAGACAGGCUAUGCCAAGGACAUCAGCCAAGCCACCCAGGGAGUGGCUGUCACCUUCCAACAGCAAGCAGGAGAGCGCCCACAGAACUCUGGGAGAUUGCGAAGGUCACGAUGUGCAUAUUUACCAGUGAAUGGCCCCAGGUGGGCACCAUGGGGGUGUUCAAAGCAAGCCAAACGCUGCAAUGAUUCUUUACAGACACUUGAGACUGACUUUUUUUUUAUGAAUUACUUAAUCGAAACCAAAGAAACUUUUUCUGCACCUACUUCUGCAACAAACAAAACUGUCCCAUUAAGGUGAAUAAGUAAAUACGUAAAUCAAUGAAAAUCACCACCAAGAAGAAGGAAGCACGCCAGAAAAAAAAAAAUACAGUGAGACACACUGUGUUCAAACAGACCUCUUGGGACAUUUUUUGGAAGCAGAUUUUAAAGAAAGGGUUGAGACAAGAAUGGAAAUAAGGAAAACGCCUCAGUGGCUGCUGCUUCAUUUGACAACUCACGCAGUAAUCUUAAAGUUGAAGAUUGUCUUUAAUUUGUGCCUAUGCAGUUUUUCAAAAGAACACGGAACAGAGCAACAGAAA